Oppia nitens is the source of this 2517-nucleotide messenger RNA. Its product is annotated as elongation factor Tu-like. The record is from RefSeq and is a predicted model, not a curated record. The coding region runs from base 131 to 2470 and encodes 779 amino acids. Lineage: Eukaryota; Metazoa; Arthropoda; Arachnida; Sarcoptiformes; Oppiidae. Gene Ontology annotation, biological process: mitochondrial translational elongation. The transcript has 6 exons. Gene Ontology annotation, molecular function: GTPase activity; translation elongation factor activity; GTP binding. Gene Ontology annotation, cellular component: mitochondrion.
AAGUAUUAGAAAAUCAUUGAAUUGAUAAACUAUUAGACAUUUGUUUGACUCAACAGUUGUGUCCAACACUUUACCGAAGACUACAACCAAUUGGUGACUAUUUUUUUUGGUGAUAGUAAUCAUUAAAACAAUGCAUUCAUUGUUAAAGUGGUUACCGAUGUCUGUCCGGAGUCGACACAAUCGUCUCUUAUUAAUCGCAAGACAUUACACACAACCAUCAGAUCAAAGACCUUCACCUCAUGUAGUGAUCAUUAAAGACAUGAAAGCAGUCGAUAGUAAUGAUUCAGAUAUGAAGACAACAAUCGAUAAACAGAUAAUUGAUUGGAAAUCAACCAUUCCUUUGGUUAAUACACUAAACACCGAUCAGUGGAAACAAGACAUCGAAGACUACAUCAUUGAAGAUGAAGACUUGGAUAAGGAUCCGUUGGCCACACUAUUGGACACCAAUUACUUCACUGAUAGGACAGUCAAAGAGUACAUGAAUGUAGAGUUGAAGGAUAUUGAAGGCCAUACACUCUCAUUGAGUGAUAAGUUAACAGGUCCAAUCAAUGCUCAACUCAGUGGAUCAGAAAAAAUAUUUUUAAACAAAAUAUUAUGUAACAGAUUUGGAUCUAUUGAUCGAUCGAUGAAACCUAAAUUCGGAGAAAAGACUGUCGAAGCCUUUGUUGAAAGUUUUAUCAACAAAUUAAUUGCAAAUGAUUUGAUUGAUUCCAGUGUCGAUCGAAUAAAUCGAAUGAAAUUCAGACUCGACGGACAAACAGUUACUUCAACGCCAGAUAUUCUCUUAAUUAACGAUAAACAGCACAUUCUUCUUGUAAUUGAAGCGAAAUCAGUCAUUAAAGACAUAACAGAUUUGGAAAAACCAAGAGCUCAGACAAUCGGUGAAAUGAUAGCGAUUGCAAAAUAUAAUAUAUUCGGUGAGAAAUCUCUUGAGUCCAAAGUCAAUGGUGUCGACACAUUCGGUGUCUUAGUUUGUAGUAAUGACUGGUUUUUCUAUUCAACACACAUUACGGCUAAUUACUUAAAAUCUUUGGAUAUUAAACAUAUCUUAUCAACCGAUAAACCACUACUAACUAUAUAUCAAUGGAAUAAUGGAAAUCCAUUUGAUAUCACAAAUGAAAAAGAGAGACAAAUUAUUAUUGAAUACAUCGUAAGGAUUGCCAAACAUAAGAAUAGUAAGAAUGUGGUCAACUUGAAGGCCAAACCAAAGAACACAAUGACCGGCAAAACUCAUAUCAAUAUCGGUACCAUUGGUCACGUAGAUCACGGAAAAACCACACUAACCGAAGCCAUUACCAAAGUUUGCGCCGAAAGAGGUCAUUCACGAUACAUGUCGUUCGAUUCCAUCGAUAAGGCGCCCGAAGAACAACUCAGAGGUGUGACCAUCAAUGCCUCGCACGUGGAGUACGCGACCAAAAAUCGACACUACGCUCACACCGACUGUCCCGGACAUCGGGAUUACGUUAAGAAUAUGAUUUGCGGCACUUCACAGAUGGACGGCGCCAUUCUUGUGGUGGCCGGAAGUGAGGGACAAAUGCCACAAACUAGAGAACAUCUUAUGUUAAGUAAACAAAUCGGUGUCAAAAAGUUGGUCGUCUUUGUCAACAAAUGUGAUCUAAUCGAUGAUGAGAUGAAAGAAUUGGUAGAAAUGGAAGUGAGAGACCUGUUAAACAACUAUGGCUUCGAUGGCGAUAACACACCGUUUGUAUUUGGAUCAGCUCUGGCGGCUCUUAACGGAGAGAAAUCAGACGUCGGCGAAGAGUCUAUUAUCAAACUGUUGGAUACACUCGACUCAUACAUUACUCCUCCGGAAAGAGACACAAAAUCACCAUUUCUUAUGCCAAUUAUGUCGACAGAUAUUACUCGCAGAGGAAUUGUUUGUAUUGGAACCGUUGAAAAGGGAACCAUAGCUCGUGGCGAUCCCAUUGAUAUUAUAGGUUGGGAUGCUAUCAUCAAAAGUGUCGCAACAGAUAUCCAUAUGUUUGGUCGAUCGAUACCUAAUUGUGAAGCUGGAGAUGAUGUCGGCAUUCUUUGUAGAGUUUGUAAUGGAAUAAUUAAAAUAGAGAGAGGAAUGUACGCAACGAAGCCGUCGUCCGUUAAUUUGAACAAUCGAUUUGAGGUUUACCUGUAUUUGAUACCGAAAGGAGAGGGCGGACGAGAUAAACCUAUUUCGACAAAAUUUAUACAACAAAUAUUUAGCCGAACGUGGAGUGGCGGCGCCCGUAUUGACGUUCCCGAUGAAUCGGGGGGUAUACUGAUGCCCGGCGAUCACGGCAAAGUCCAUAUGACACUACAGUACGGUAUGUUUAUGAACAUUGGCCAGUCGUUUACAUUGCGUGAACACCAGCACACUAUUGCAUCGGGAAUUGUCACCGGAUUCCUGGACAGUAUACCGGUGUCCGAUAAUCUUGAUCUUCUGGAUCUGCCAUAUGGAGUACAAACGGCCAACAAAUCGGAUCAACAAAAGUGACUUUUUUAUAAUUAUGUAAAAAUUGUUGUUUAAAUUAUUGAUAAGAC